AACAACGCAAUCAUUUGGAACUUAGAUAUUUAUUGAAUUUACUAUCAACAAAUAAAGCAUUGUAAACUAAUCAGAAGAUUUCUGGAAAUCAUAUUAAAAUUCAUUUAACAGAAUGUUCAAAAAGUCUAAGCCAAUGGUGGAGCCUCCACCAACAGCGCCCACAGUAGAAGAAAUGCUUGCCGAUAUUGAAACAUUUAAAAUAUCCCAGCCGACAAGGAAUAGCGCCAGUAACACAGCAGCUCUGGAAAACGUAUUGCUAACAGAGCCAGAAAAUUUGACUUUGGAGACGUGGUGGCAAGUUUUUGAUGAAUAUGAUCAAAAAGUCAAGAAACUGGCAUCCACGGAGGGCACAUUGGACGCACAAAGGGAAAAGUUGUUGGCGUGUAAGGAGAAUCUUGAAAAGAAAGCUAAAGAGCUGCGUGAUGGUAUUCAUAAACAGCAGACGCUAAUAAAGGAUACUGUUGAUUGUUGAUUAGUACAAAAAUUAAUUUCUUCAAUUCGAUAAAAUAAACAAAAACAGCAGUUUCAUAUAUCGAUAACGAUAACAAAGUCCCCACAAAUUGUUGAUAAGCACAUACACAACGCAUGUCAUCGAGUUUGUUGGUAGGUAGCGCUCAUAAAGUAUCGAUACUUGUUACCUGCAGCCGUUUUUUUAUGUAGGGAGAAAUAAAAUAAUUGUUUUUAAAUUAUUUGCACUAAAAUGCAAGUCCUUAAUUGAAU
This is a messenger RNA of Drosophila grimshawi, 720 nucleotides long. RefSeq lists its product as uncharacterized. The transcript is spliced from 2 exons. Lineage: Eukaryota; Metazoa; Arthropoda; Insecta; Diptera; Drosophilidae. The coding region runs from base 113 to 472 and encodes 119 amino acids. The record is from RefSeq and is a predicted model, not a curated record.